UUACUAGUGGUAAGAGGGUGGCGAUAACGCGAUCGUUUGACGAGGAUCGAGCGCGGGGGCGAAGACGGACGGGGAUACAAACGUCGUGGACACCCCGUAGAGAGGUGUAUAUUAGACGCGAUGCGUCGCGACGCACGUAUCAGAAGGACGCUGGACACGAUCGAGAGAUCUGGUUCGAGGAAUAAUUCUUGCGUGACCAUCGGGAGACCAAGCGUUCGCCGGAAAGAUCUAGACAUGAUGAUGCAUCAGCAGCAGACUACCCAAUCAUCAUCCAACGACGAUUUCGCGAUGUAUCCAUCGGCCGCGUAUCAUUCCUCGUGUUCGACGCUACUGUCGUCAACGUCGACGUCGACGUCGACCUCGUCGUCGUCGAGGUCGUCGUCCGCGAGAUCGUCCUGUUCCUUGCUGGUGUCCGUUCUCACGUGGUCGUUGACGCUGCUGUUAAUCUCGUCCUGCAUCGGGCUGGGCGCGGACGCCGCAACCCUUAACGGCCAUUUCCUGGGCAAAAGGUCGUUCUUCGACAUCCAGUGCAAGGGCGUGUACGACAAGAGCAUCUUCGCCCGUCUGGACCGCAUCUGCGAGGACUGCUACAAUCUCUUCCGGGAACCGCAAUUGCACAUGCUUUGCAAGCAAGACUGCUUCAGCACACAAUACUUCACGAGCUGCAUCCAGGCGCUGCUGCUUGAGGACGAGAAGGAAAGGUUUCAGGAGAUGGUCGAGUACCUAGGUCGCAAGAAGUAAACGGGACAUGGUCGGAGCAACGACGCGCCGCACCACGAAGGAGACACAUCACACGGUACACACGCUCUCAUACACACACGCACACACACACACAUGCAAACAUAAAAACACGCGCGCGCAUACACGAUCACAUACGUAAGACCAAGAAGGAGAUCGAUGCAGAACGCGGUCUCGAAAAGGACUACAAGGAGAACGAAGAGGAGGGCUUCGACGCGUUGAUCGUCGUCGUUCCGCGAACUUCGAGGAGUCUGCGGCUUUACAAGAUUUAAUUUACAUCUAACAAGAUAUACCAUUCAUCACCUGAAGAGAGAACGGACGAGAGAGAUGAUUCGGAUGUCGCGUUGGAGAACGGUGAACGUCCCGACCGAGCCGCGCGUGUCGAUCUCCGGAUUCCGGAUAGUUUCAUCCUAAGAUUGUCUGAUUGCGGAUGACCUGGAGAACGAUACGGUACUUAUAACGUUCAUGAGGUUGAAAAAGACUCGUGGAUGAGGAAAAUUCGCGGUCGCAUCUGACACGUGCGAUUUGUCUGUCGACUCGAGACGUGAUUUCGGUGUCCAAGCCGCGGUGUAGGUGAGGGAUAUCGUAAAACGUCGUUCUGUUCUAAUAUCGGCGAGUACUCGCGGUGCGAUGAGAGUACAAUUGAGAGAAUUCGGAGGGAGACCGGAAGGGAGACCGGCGAUCCUCUUCGCGGUGAGUCGCGUCGUUGCUUGACACGAUGAAGAAUGAAGUUACACAAUAAUACACUAAAUAACGAGCCACGGGGGAGCGAAACGGUACGAUUGCGCCAUACAAAUAAACACACACAUAUACACACAGCGAAUCUCACAUCCAUACGAAUUCUAGUCGAUAAAAUAUCUGCGCUCUCGCGCACCACGCCACUCGUUUUUAUUUGAUAAUUAUUAAUCGUCAUCAUUCAUCACUAUGUAGUAAUAACGGUAAUCUAUAUUAUUAUUAUUAUAUUAUUAUUCGAAUAUUUUUACGUCACGAUUAUAUUUUUAUUAUUAUCGCCAUUCUUCAUCCGUUUGUUGUUUAGUUAACGAUUGAGCCUUUAGUCGUUUAUAGAGAACGUGCGCGCGACAGGACGAAGAGAAUGCCGGUAGUUAGUACAUCGCGUAACACAGAUAUAUACAUAUUAACGCCUCUAAGGCAUACGGAAAACAAUUAAAAAUAAACGCGGGAAUUUGGCGAAUAUUCGAAAGGAAAGAUUUUUUUAUUCGGCUAAGUAUUUUAAAGCAAAUUAAGCAAAAUAGAUCGAAGGUCCAUUGGUCGCUCAGACCAACCGCAUUAUUAUUAUUAUUAUUAUUAUUACUACUAUUAUUAUUAUUAUUAUUAUAUUAUGUCAUAGUAGAAUUAUUGUUGUUAUUAUUGCAAUUUAUAUGACGACGUUUUCGUCGGGAUGAACGCACUGGGCGGCACGGUGGAAGAGACGUUGGCAAUGUUCAGCGGUAUUCAAUUACUGCACGCGAUUCGAAUACGCGCGUGCACGCUGCACGCGUGAAACACUCUCAAAAGCUUCGUCAAAGAGACAGAGACAGGCAGAAAGAGGUCUUCCUGUUAUUUAAUUUAUUUACGAGCGACAUCGCGAGCAUCGCGAUGGAGAGCGUCUUCCCCCGUGCCCGUCCGGCGGCCCGCGGACGGAGUCGCGCACGAAACGCGUAGUAUUUAUUUAUUUUUUCACGUUCUUAAGUUACGUAUAAGCGACAUGUAGCAAAAGUAUUAGCGCGCGUACCUAACCGAGGGAGCGGUGUUCGCGAGGGCGGCGGGGUAGGACGCGCGUCCUCAAAGCCACGUCCAAUUGGAUGAUUGCUCGAGUGUACGAUAUGCAAACUAAUCCCGGGGGAAAGUCAGUCCGACCAGGGACCACUCGCGUCCUCAAUGAAGAACACCAAGACGAACACAAAAGAACGGCACGGGAAAUCGGUCUCGCGGGAUACCAAUGAACGGGACGAAUUUUGAAACAGCUCGGCUGAUGGAAUUGUUAAAAUUUGAAAGAGUCGGUUUUGUUAACCAACUUCGAUUUCAGUCUAACUUGAUCGGGUGAGAAUAAACAUCGAGUUGGCGAUGAUAUUAUGAAGUUUAUAGUUUUUCAAUUUUGUUUUCGAGAGAUAGAGAAAUUGAUCGAACGAAUAUUUAGACCAAUUAAUGAAACCGGCCCUAAAAGUCCGAAGAUUCUGGUUCCUCUGGUUGUUUCUUGAUUUCGAGGACACGUCCUAAGAAAAUCCCGCCGUGCCUCGCGACAUCUUAUUGCCAUUCUAACCGAGAGAAUUACGAACCAUUCCAAAAUCAGUAUUGAAAUCAUUCCGUCUCUGCGAUCGUCAGGUACGGUCUUCGAGAACUCGGUCUUCGAAAGGCAAGGCUCAAAUUUGUAUAACUGCUCCGUCAUACAUUCCACUUAUUUUACAUUCAUUCGCUUGCAUUCAUUUUACAUUCAUUUGUCGCGAAGGAAAAGGCUGCGUUAACAAUAUCGUAAUAUUUAUGUCAAAAGUUUCGGCAGAGAGAAAGAUCGAGACGUGUUCAUAUUAUUUUAUAUAGAAUCAGCAUAUGUUAUCUAAGCAACGUUGCACUUUGCAUUAUUCUUUUUUUUUUUUUUUACUUUCCACGGACUUUACGUCAUUUGUGUAAGAUAUCAGAUUCACAAGUUUGACUCAUGGCCUUCGAAGUGUUUUCUCCGAAGCCGAUACUCGAGCACGCGCGUUUUUCGACGCAUUAGAAAAUCAGCGUUUUUAUUUAUGUCAAAGCAUCGUCCGAAUGACGCGCGCAAUUGUGUGCAGCAGCGUCGACAGGUGGAACUUUUUAACGUCACAAUUGCAUCGGUAUGUUUGAUGAAAAACUGAAAAACGGUAUCGCACAUGUGAACAUGUCGCGCAGAAAUACUUGUCCUGCUGUCUCUUCGCAAGAAUCUUUCUCACAAUCUCACGGAUAUCUUUUCGCGCCUCUCGGCAGAUGUAUUCGUAUCCAUAAAUAUUGUGUCCAGAGUCGUAAAAUAAAAAAAUCUCCAAAAGGAUGAGAUACGCACGAACGCUAGCAAUCUUCGCGAGAGCAAACGUCGUCGAAACCGACGAAACAGGCUCGUGGAUUUGUUUGCGAACCGAUUUAAUCCGUCAUUUCCCAUUUGACACCUGUCGAUGCGAAUUGCAAGUUGCGAUCAUGCGCGGGAAAGCACGCGUGCGUGCGUGCGUGCGUGCGUGUACGACUGUGCGGAUACGUUUUUCCUUUCAGCGUCUUCUUGUUCUUUCUCUUUUUUUUGUAGUUCUUUUUCCUUCCGAUAUGAAUGAACCCGACACGUGACGAUAUGUGUACAACUUUUACGAGACACCCCGACUUUCGCUGAACAGUUUUUGUUCACGUUUACAAACGACGGUAACGACCCGCGCGUGGGAUAUUUUUAUCUGCGCAGCACGCGACUGCACAAAUACACGCAAAAACAGGGGACGGGUGUAAUACACGCGUCCGGAGAUACAUAGGGGAAAUACUCAUGUAUGUGUGUGCGUAUAUAUAUAUACAUACACACAUGCAUAUUCACAAUACAUUACACGCGAUUAAAUUUGAGAACGAAGAUGAGAAAGGGCUGAGGAAUCGUAUCCUAUCCAAUUAAAAUAAAAUUAUAUUAUAUAUACAUAUAAUAUGUAAUGUGUAUACACCGCAUUUCGUAUAUGCAUUUCGUGCGGAUGCGUAUGACGCGCGAUAUUGUAUGUAUAUGGACAGAGAUGUGUACAAUGAGUACGAUUAACGACACGGAUAUCCAAGUCUAUUCUUGUUUUGCGUGAAUAAACGGGUGAAUCAAAAGCCAA
Messenger RNA from Temnothorax curvispinosus, 4532 nucleotides. RefSeq names its product ion transport peptide-like (gene ITP). Gene Ontology annotation, biological process: circadian rhythm. Gene Ontology annotation, molecular function: neuropeptide hormone activity. The coding region runs from base 121 to 741 and encodes 206 amino acids. Gene Ontology annotation, cellular component: extracellular region. The record is from RefSeq and is a predicted model, not a curated record. NCBI's taxonomy places the organism in Eukaryota, Metazoa, Arthropoda, Insecta, Hymenoptera, Formicidae. The transcript is spliced from 3 exons.